AGAAUAUUUAGCUUAAAUAGCUAGCCAAAGCACAAAAAGAGCAAAUCCAGCAGACUCUCUUCAUUGUGGAUGAAAUGGCGUGGUGCUACAGUACCUCGCUCAUCCGAGCGAGGUAUUUCAGCCUCGCUCCGACGAUUUCUUCUUCUUUUCCCUCUCUCCUCCCCUCGAUUUGUCAUCUCCCGCGCGUCGCUGCUCUUGCUUUCCCGCGUUUCUUCCUCUUUUCCCUCUACAUACUCUAUGGUUGUGGAGAUUUUUCAUCAUCCUCAACAUUGACAAGGGAUGGAUGCGAGACCAGAUGCAUAUUUCAUAAAUCUCUUACAAGAUGGUGUGAUCCUUGAAAAUCAUUAUGAGAGAGAGCCUCAAGAUGAAUUUGGAUUUACUUAUGCAAAUCCACAUGUUCAAGUGUUUACCCAACCAUCUCAAACCCCAACUCAAAAGGGAUCCACUCCUAAGAGAGCGCAACGUGGUGGCAAGUUCACCAUUGAAGAAGACAAAUUGCUUGUAUCAGCAUAUUUGAAUGUUAGCUUGGAUGCCGUGCAAGGGAAUGACCAGAAACUUAAAACAUACUGGAGAAGAGUGUGGGAUUACUUCCACGAGCACAUGCCAUUGGCUCAGCGUAGUGAGAACUCUCUAAUGAAUAGGUGGUCGACCAUUCAACUUUCCGUUAACAAGUUAUGUGGAUGCUUUGCUGGAAUUGAAGCAAAGCAUCAAAGUGGUAUGAAUGAGGAAGACAAGGUCUCUGAAGCAAACAAAUCGUACAAGGAACUCCAUGGAGGCUCAUUUCAAUUUGAGCAUUGUUGGAAUAUUUUGAAGUACCAACCAAAGUGGCAUGUCGAUGUUGAGAAGAAAAAACCAAAGAAGAACAAAACUUGGACAGUACCUUCUUCUUCUACUCCCGAGUUGGUAGAUCUUGGAGAAUGUGAAGCCACCUUUGUGGACUUGGAGAGACCUAUAGGUACCAAAGCUGAGAAGAAAAAACGAAAGUUAGCUGAAAUUCCUAGCUCUCCUCUUGCAGGAAUACUAAUUGACAUAAAGGAAGAACAAAAGAAAAUGAGCGACAAGAAAAUGGACAUCAUCCAACAACUACAUGUUGAAGAGCAAGAGAGACACCAACUUGAUAAAGAGAGAUUGCGUGAAGAGCAAGAGAGAAAUACUAUUAAGAAAGAAAAGCUACGUAUGAAACAGUUCAAAGAAGAGGAGAGGAUAAUGCUACUGGAUACAAGUGCCUUACCUCAUGUGCAACAAGAGUACUAUCAAAGCCGGCAAAUGGAGAUCCUUCAAGAACGCGAAAAAAGGUUUAAAAGGGUUGGUAGUUGAACUUUUUUUGGACAUCUAGACGUUUUAGAGGGUUGAACUUUUGUGGACAUGUAGUCUUUUUUGGACAUCUAUUACAAAAAAAAUUCACAUGCUGAUGUACCCAAAAUUGAGGAUUGGGUGUAUUUUGGUAAAUAUUAGAUUGUGCUUAGUGUUCUUGUAAUAUUUGGUUUAUUAUUGAAGUUGCUUCUUCUUCUUC
Molecule: messenger RNA, 1513 nt
Organism: Rhododendron vialii
Lineage: Eukaryota; Viridiplantae; Streptophyta; Magnoliopsida; Ericales; Ericaceae
Product: glutathione S-transferase T3-like
Exons: 4
Coding region: 280-1317 (345 amino acids)
Source: RefSeq, a predicted model, not a curated record